Messenger RNA from Musa acuminata AAA Group (dessert banana), 1868 nucleotides. Its product is annotated as probable aquaporin NIP5-1. Gene Ontology annotation, molecular function: channel activity. Lineage: Eukaryota; Viridiplantae; Streptophyta; Magnoliopsida; Zingiberales; Musaceae. The transcript is spliced from 4 exons. Bases 652 to 1533 code for a protein of 293 amino acids. Gene Ontology annotation, cellular component: membrane. Gene Ontology annotation, biological process: transmembrane transport. The record is from RefSeq and is a predicted model, not a curated record.
UGUCCUCCACCCCUGUGCUUGUUCUGGCCCCUCUCUCUCUCUCUCUCUCUCUCUCUCUCUCCAAGUGUUUUCCCAGCCUUCACCACCAUCACCAUCGAAGCACCCUGAAUGCAGCUUUCUCCCUAAUGAUCUUGGUUUUCUUCUGAGUCCUUCAGCUUGUGGAUCUUGGUUAAUUUCCUGAUGAACACCGAAUAGCCUUCUUCCUAAUCAUCGAACUUUUAGACUUCUAUCCGAUCUUCCUCACAAAGCCCCGUAACGAAUCAGCUGAGCCAAUUUCUUCAUCAUUUCUAGUUUGUGUUAAGCUGGCUUGCUUUCUUCUCCUUCUUCCUUAGAGAAGCAUUUAUAAAAGCCUUCAGAUCAUGUAAUAUUUGUCUGUGUCUUUUCAUAACACAAUCCAAAAAAAAUCACAAAAAAGCAAGAUUAGUAGUUUUUCUUAUCUAUGAUCUCUGAGUAAAACUCCAUCUGUUGUAUCAAAUCCUGGCUGGGGUUCUACCAUUCCUAUAGCAAAAGCUUCAUAAAAACCAUCAAAUCAUGUAACUUUUUCCCUUCUUAAUCAUCGCUCUCAGCCCCCCCCGCCCCCCCCCCCCCAAAAAAAAAAAGCAUCCCCCUUCAAAAAAAGCCAAAAAAAUUACAGGUAGUUGCCAGUAGACAAUGCCGGAACCGGAAACGCCGACCGCGUCGGCCCCUGCGACGCCGGGCACGCCGGGCGCGCCGCUCUUCAACUCGCUCCGGGUUGACUCGCUCUCCUACGAUCGGAAGUCGAUGCCGAGGUGCAACAAAUGCCUCCCGGUGGACGCUUGGACCUCCCCACACACGUGCUUCACGGAGUUCCCCAAGCCCGAUGUCUCCCUCACCCGCAAGAUAGGAGCUGAAUUCGUGGGCACCUUCAUCCUAAUCUUCGGCGCCACUGCAGCUCCCAUAGUGAAUCAGAAGUAUAACGGGGCCGAGACUCUCAUCGGCAACGCUGCAUGCGCCGGUCUCGCCGUCAUGAUCGUCAUCCUCUCCACCGGCCACAUCUCCGGCGCCCAUCUCAACCCCUCACUCACCAUCGCCUUCGCGGCUCUACGCCACUUCCCUUGGUCCCACGUCCCCGCCUACGUGGUGGCCCAAGUCUCCGCAUCCAUCUGCGCCUCCUUUGCGCUCAAGGGUGUCUUUCACCCUUUCCUUUCCGGUGGUGUCACUGUGCCUUCUGUCAGCACUGCUCAGGCCUUCUUCAUCGAGUUCGUCAUCACUUUCAAUCUCCUCUUCGUCGUGACCGCCGUCGCGACAGAUACUCGCGCGGUGGGAGAACUUGCCGGAAUCGCGGUCGGGGCCACGGUUAUGCUCAACAUUCUUAUAGCAGGGCCAUCCAGUGGGGGAUCAAUGAAUCCGGUCCGAACUCUCGGACCGGCGGUCGCAGCAGGCAACUACAAACAGAUAUGGAUAUAUCUGGUGGCGCCGACUGCCGGUGCUGUUGCCGGAGCUGCGGUUUACACAGCUGUGAAGCUGAAGGGAGACGAUGGCGAGUUGCCGCGACGGAGCUUCCGCCGUUAAAUGGUGGCUUUACUGCAGCUUGCUGUCAAGUAAUAACAAUAAACUCAGGUAAGAGAAGGGUUGAUCUUUGUUUUCAAUAUAUUACAGACUUAUGCCGAAGCGGACGUGACAUUAAGUUCGCUCUCUGCAAGUCUCUCUUGUAGUGGCUGAAGGAAGUGAUAUGAUGUGGAGUGUAGACUGUUGUGUUGUGGAUGUGAGUGCGAUGUUGUCUUUUGAAUCGUGUGAGAUGGGGCGAACCGGAUCGCACGGCGAGGUUUGGUUUAGUCCUGAUGCUUUGUGUCGUUGUCACGAGUCUUGGAAUAACACGGGUGGGUGGUGCAUCCAUCAAUCUGCCA